AUGCUCAAUGCCGGCCCUGAGCCGCCCCGCCUCUGCCACCAGGAGCAGCAACAGCAACAUCAACAGCAUCAACAGCAACACCAACAGCAACAGCAACCACCACAGCACCCCAGCGUGCCCUCUCGCACCAGUAGCACCACCUAUGACCUCGUCCGAUCUUAA
Messenger RNA from Anthostomella pinea, 162 nucleotides. NCBI's taxonomy places the organism in Eukaryota, Fungi, Ascomycota, Sordariomycetes, Xylariales, Xylariaceae. The record is from the annotation of a GenBank genome assembly.